Molecule: messenger RNA, 858 nt
Organism: Aspergillus steynii IBT 23096
Lineage: Eukaryota; Fungi; Ascomycota; Eurotiomycetes; Eurotiales; Aspergillaceae
Product: putative short-chain oxidoreductase
Exons: 3
Coding region: 1-846 (281 amino acids)
Source: RefSeq, a predicted model, not a curated record
AUGUCCCUCGUCUGGCUCAUCACCGGUACUUCAUCUGGCUUUGGAAACGAGCUGGUCAAGCAGGCGCUGGCCCGCGGCGAUAAAGUGAUCGCGACCGCGCGUGAUGUCGCCAAGAUCGCUGCCUUCAAGGACGCUGGCGCAGCGGUGCUAGCCCUGGACAUCACGGCGUCUCAGGAGGAACUGGAUAAGAAAGCGGCAGAGGCGAUUGCUAUUUACGGUCGCAUUGAUGUGCUGGUUAACAAUGCCGCGUAUACGCAGUUCGGCACGCUUGAGGAUCUAGGGGAGCAAUAUGCCGUGCAGUUCAAUACGAACGUGAUUGGCACGGCGAACACCACGAGGGCCUUCCUGCCUCAUUUCCGCGAAAGGAGAGACGGGACUAUCGUCAACUUUGGCUCCAUGGCCGCGUGGAUCACGUACCCGACCGUCGGGGCGUAUUCGGCAUCGAAGGCCGCGGUUCGCUAUAUCACCGAGGCCCUGGACAAGGAGGUGUCCGGAUUCAAUAUCAGAACUCUCCUGGUCGAGCCGGGCUAUUACCGCACCGAGCUGCUCGGUCCCCAGAAUAGCAACUUCGUCGAGACCAAAAUCCCCGACUAUGAGGAGAUCACGAACGCGACGUUCUCUGCCUUCCGGGGCACGCAUGGCAAGCAGGUCGGCGAUCCGGUCAAAGCUGUGGCUCGGGUGAUCGAUGUGAUCAGGGGCGAGAACGGAGCGGCCGGAAAGGAGUGGCCUAAGGAACUGGUGCUGGGGUCUGAUGCGAUAGAGGCGAUUCGCACUAAGUGCCAGAAUACGUUGAAAAUGCUGCAAGAGUGGGAGGACUUCUCGACGGGCACGGACAUUUCGGGGUGACGGUGUUUGGAG